AUGGUUCUCCGCUUACACAUUUAUUUUUUUGCGGACGAUCUAUUUCCUUUUGCGGAAGCAUCAGGGAAUCAGGCUGGCAUCAUUAGAGAGGUCCUGAAUGAUUUUUGCCAUAACUCAGGGCAAAAGGUUAAUGUGGAGAAAACUACGGUCUUCUUCUCCAAAAAUGUGUUAAGCUCCCAGAAACGGUCUUUAUGCCAAGCUUUAGGUUUUCGUGAGACCACAAACUUUGGCAAAUUUUUAAGCAUGCCUUUGAUUCAUGAAAAGAUUUCCAAACGCACCUAUAAUUAUUUUCUGGAUAUGGUGGCUAGAAGGUGUGUCUUUCGAUUGAAAAAUCCUAUCGCCAGUUUGUCUGGGGUUCCACCGAUUCGACUCGCAAAAUGGGGUCGUUACCUUGGAAGGAGGAUAAGUUAUCUAAGGCUGCAGGGGGCUUCGGUCAUGCACUCUAAAUACAGGUUGGGCAAUGAUAUUGUGCCUUCUAACUUUUCUGAAGCAGCUAUUUCUAGCGUAGCUAAGGGUAUUAGGAAGGUUAUGCCUAAAUUGAAUAACGGUUUACUUUGGGCUGUUGGUAAUGGCAGAAGGAUUCGAUUCUGUCUUGAUGCUUGGGUGGAUGUGAAUACUAUUUUAAUUGACUUCCUUUCUGUGGACAUUCCUCACACUAUGAGAAAUAAUCUGGUGUUCAGUUAUGUUACGAGCAAUGUGAUGUGGGAUACCGAGGCUUUUCCGCCUUAUUUGCCUCGCAGAAUAGUUCAUAGAAUUCUUGCAAUUUCAGUGCCUUCUAACGAGCUUGGAAAGGAUAGUGUGUAUUGGGGACUCUCUCCUUCUGGUACUUUCACAAUUAAAUCAGCCUAUGGUUUUUUGGGAUCUGAGGCUUCUCUUAAUACAGGAACUAGUUGGAAGCUCAUCUGGAAAUGGCCUUCUCCUUAA
Jatropha curcas is the source of this 924-nucleotide messenger RNA. Lineage: Eukaryota; Viridiplantae; Streptophyta; Magnoliopsida; Malpighiales; Euphorbiaceae. The record is from RefSeq and is a predicted model, not a curated record.